Molecule: messenger RNA, 624 nt
Organism: Echinostoma caproni
Lineage: Eukaryota; Metazoa; Platyhelminthes; Trematoda; Plagiorchiida; Echinostomatidae
Source: the annotation of a GenBank genome assembly
AUGGCCGAUCUCACCAGCUUAAUCAAGCAACGGGAAUAUGCCCAACUAGGUGUGAUCAUGCUACAAGAAAGUUGGCUCCACAAUGAAAUUGAGGAUGAGAUAAUACACCUGGAUGGAUUCGCUAGCUAUCGCGUCGAUCGUCCUGUUCCUUAUUCCCGACGGGGAGGUGGCGUUAUCACAAAGGAACGUGCCUUCAAAAUGCAUAAACGAGAUGCGGUGCGCUCUCUUUCUAAAUCCAUCCGGGCUAAACUUCGAAGGCUAAACUCUUUAUACGCCCGUGCUCGGCUUGACAACAAAGGUGUUCGUGAGACGUGGCAAGCCCUCGUGCCAAUUUCUGGCAUCAGCUCCUCACACCGCGCAUCUGCUGCGGUGGCCAUAGGUAGUCUGAAUCAACGUUUCAUCAACCGGGGAAUCGCUCUCACUGCUCAGCCUAAUGGAUAUGAAAUGAACAACACUGAUCCCGUCUCCAGCGUUGCAACUGUCGACAUUUAUCAAGGGUUGGCUCCAUUAGAUCCUCACAAGUCCUGCGGCCCCGACGGAGUCUCACCCGCUGUCCUGAAAGAACGUGCUAGCUUCCUUUCCCCCGUACUGAUUGAACUUUUCAAUGAUUGUAUUUCGCAGUAA